Messenger RNA from Vicia faba (fava bean), 588 nucleotides. NCBI's taxonomy places the organism in Eukaryota, Viridiplantae, Streptophyta, Magnoliopsida, Fabales, Fabaceae. The record is from the annotation of a GenBank genome assembly.
AUGGUUAUAAGAUCGAAACAUUUUGGCAUUAGGGUUUCUCUCUCUGAAUGGAGGUUGGUCGCUUCAAAUGCAAGAGUGUGGAGUGAGCAACAACAAGACCUAAGAGACCGAGGUCGAGGUCGAGGACGGGCUAGUCAAAGAGAGGGACAUCAUCAGGAGACUGAGUUUGAUGCCUUUCCUUCUAUUCAGCAAGUUAUCCAGCCGAUUACAGAUACGACUGUGAUUAUACAUGUUAUCUUAGAACCAAGGGAGUUACCAAAGGAGAAUAUUGUCGCUCCUGUUGAAAACUCCGAAUCACUCCAUAAUAUUGAUCUGAAAGCCAAUAUGAUCGAAGCCACUAUUCCUGCAGCCGUUAUUCCUGAAGCCUCUAACUCUGAUGCUGCUAAAUCUGAUGCUGCUAAUCCUGCAGCCGCGAUUCCUGAAGCCAGUGUUCCCUCAUUGUCUGAACCUGCUCCAACUGACAGCAUGCAUCAUGAAGAAAUUCCAGGUUGGUCUCUUUCUGAGGUGGACAAGAUGGCCAUUGAUACAAUGCAGCUUGCACAGCGAAUGGAAGAGGAUGAUGAAGAUUACGACGAGGAGGAUGAGUGA